AACAACUACUAUCACAACAUCUCCAACAAAAUGCCUUCCGUGAACAUCAAGCAAAUCGUCGACAGCCGGCCUCUGAGCUUCACGAUCAAGACGAAAAACGGCCAGUGGGAGUGCAUGCUCCACAGUGACAGAGCCGCAUAUGAACGCUCACGCGUCUCAAGAGCACCGGCAUCACCUACGCCGGGCAUCACUCGCAGCGACUCAGGCCUAUCCACGACGUCGACGAGAUCUUCAUCAAGCUCCGUCUCGAGCUCCUCAUCCUCGUCACAUUAAAUUCCAAAAAGAAAAAAAACACCAGGCCCCCCUAGCCAAUCAGCCUGCCAGCUAAAUUACCACACAACCUCCCCCCAAAAAACCACCACCAUGGAUUUAUUUCCUCAUCGAGGAGUGUGUUGCUCGCCUAGCCCGCCAUUCUCCUCCGCGUUAGGCAAGCAUCGCAACGCACGGCGCUGUUUUUGGUAGAACGGUUUCUUUUUUCUAUUCCUUCUUAUUCGUCUUAUUCUUCUGUUUUGGGAUGGAUGUGUGGUUUCUACACCUGAUGCGACAUUAUAUACCUCUUUAUUUACCUUACCUUAUGGGUGUGAACCGGGGAAAAGCUGGUUCGGCUGCGGAGGCGGACGGAAACCGAAAAUAAUGAAAAAACCUUGUCAGCUUGUGCGACCCUCCCUUUCCCAAGCUGCGGUAUCACCCACCACACUGUGGGAGGGAAGGGUGUGUGUGUGUGUGUGUGUGUGU
Molecule: messenger RNA, 735 nt
Organism: Hypoxylon fragiforme
Lineage: Eukaryota; Fungi; Ascomycota; Sordariomycetes; Xylariales; Hypoxylaceae
Exons: 2
Coding region: 31-273 (80 amino acids)
Source: RefSeq, a predicted model, not a curated record